UCAUGCGGGUCUGGACCCGCACACAGUCCCGAUGUGCAGCUGAUCCCAGGCUGAGAUGGAGCAGGAGGCCGAGGGGCUGAGCCAGUGGCAGGCGGCUCAGCACCGGCUCGGGGAGGAUACUGAGAAGUUAAUGUCCAUCUUGGACGUGUCUCCAUCUCCGGGAAGCAGUGGAAUGCACCCCUCUUGGAACAAUGGCCCACCGGUCAUUCAACAUGUCCCGCAGUGCACAGAGCUGGGGAGGAUCCCCUUGGUCUUUGCUGAGGCACCCAGGCAGAAUGAGAGUGAAAUGGGGCUGCAGUUUAGUAUGUCGCUGCCUGAGCAUGGUGUGAGCUACUGCCCCCAAGUGACUCUCACUCCUUCCCAGAUGACUUACUGUCAGGGAAUGUCUCCCUCCCAACCAAGAAUGAUGACUUUCAAGGGACUCCAGACAAUGCCUUUAGGAGAGCCCAGUAUUCCAGGGGUGGCCAGGACCUUUGAUGGGAAUCUAAGGAUGUCCCCCAAUGGGCCAGUCUCAGCUCCCAGUGGAACCUCAAUGAUGUCCCACAUCACGGCAUCAACAAUGCCUUAUUCUGGCCCCCCAACAGUACCUUCUAACAGAGACUCCUUAACACCUAAAAUGUUAUUGUCCCCAACCAUGCCUUCCACUGAGGCCCAAGCAGCGCUCCCCUCUUUGGCUCAGAUGUUACCCCCUAGAGAUCCCCACGACCUUGGAAUUCCCCCAACUGGCUCCCCAACAUUGCUGGCUUUCAAAUGCCAGGACUCUCUUGUGAGCCAGCCAGCCUCCCAGGAAGACCUCUUCCUACCCAAGCAGCCCUUUCCUGCUCCACAGAGAGCAGAGCAGAAUUUCAGACCCCAGGAAAGGGCUCCCAGGAGGAGAUCCCCGGUUUCAAGGCCUUACCACUGUCAGUAUGAGAACUGUGGAAAAGCAUAUACUAAGCGCUCCCACCUCGUGAGUCACCAGCGCAAACACACAGGUGAGAGGCCCUAUAAAUGCAUGUGGGAAGGCUGUACAUGGUCUUUCUUUCGUUCUGAUGAGCUUGGACGACAUACGCGGAUACACACCAGAUAUCGACCAUAUAGAUGUGAUCAGUGCGGCCGACAAUUCAUGAGAUCUGACCAUCUCAGGCAACACCACAGGACUCAUCUGCAGAUGCUAGGAUCCACAGACCCACAGGCCAACAAUGGACAGAUGGCUGGUCCUCCUGCUCCUGGUCUUUAGGUCAUUCUCCUCUUCCUCUCAUUUUGGCAUGUCCACCCAGAUCCUGCCUGCCUCUGACCAGCUAGUCCCUUUGGUAGGUGUAGGCUUAGAUGAAAACAGAGAUUAUGAGGCAGUGUUGAAGCCCACAUGAGCUCUGGACCCAGUCAGGGACUCCUCAAAAACUGUCUUCUGCCGAGUUAGCCACGUGGGAAGAUGAAGCAAAGUGGAGAUUGGGAGCUUUAUUAAAAAGCUCUUUAUCUUAUGUCACUCCCCAGCUUGAAACCCUGUAGUGAUUCUCCUUUGUCUGCUACAUAAAAUCCAAGUGCCUUGUCUUGGUCGUCCACAAU
This is a messenger RNA of Ceratotherium simum simum (southern white rhinoceros), 1545 nucleotides long. RefSeq names its product KLF transcription factor 17. Gene Ontology annotation, molecular function: RNA polymerase II cis-regulatory region sequence-specific DNA binding; DNA-binding transcription factor activity, RNA polymerase II-specific. NCBI's taxonomy places the organism in Eukaryota, Metazoa, Chordata, Mammalia, Perissodactyla, Rhinocerotidae. The record is from RefSeq and is a predicted model, not a curated record. Gene Ontology annotation, biological process: regulation of transcription by RNA polymerase II.